Molecule: messenger RNA, 1497 nt
Organism: Acanthamoeba castellanii str. Neff
Lineage: Eukaryota; Discosea; Longamoebia; Acanthamoebidae
Product: zinc finger protein
Exons: 1
Coding region: 1-1497 (498 amino acids)
Source: RefSeq, a predicted model, not a curated record
AUGGCCUCCUCGAUCACCCUAGGCCUGGUCGUCACCCUCAUGACGGUAAGCUUGGCACUGGCCACGUUCGAGCCGGCAAUGCAAGGCGAGUGCCCCAAGACCAUGAGCCCAGAGGCGCUGCAGGCCGCCCGCCUGGCGGCCACCGAAGCCUACGUGACGCGGCUCAACUACGAUCUCGACCACUACUCGCGCGUGUGCGACCGCUACUACACCGAUGACGCGCGCUUCGUCCUGCGCGGCAUUGGCUCGUUCGACCCGCUCCAGGUGGCCAAGGAGUACGGCUUCGUGCUGUUCAACAUCUCGCGCGACAUGUUCCAGGGCAAGCUCGCGGCCACGCUCGACCGCCCGACCAUCGCCUGGUCCGGAGGCCCGGCCAACAACACCGUCACCUUCUGGCAGACGGCCACGGUCGAGCUCGGCCCCGUGUACGGCUCGACGCCGCCCAAGUUCCAGUUCGCCAGCGGCGGCAUCCGCAACCUCGAGAGCCUCAUCUUUGCGCCGUGCUCGGACCGCAUCGCCGUCGACAUCGUCGUGAGCGACCGCGCCAUCAUGCCCAUCUACACGGCGCACAACGAGAUCGACGUCGUCUCGCUCUGCCGCAACAUCAUGACGCGCUGCACGGGCCGGCUCCAGCAGUAUCAGUCCAUGGCCCAGUGCGUGGCCUUCAUGCAGACUCUGGACGCGCGCCAGGCCGCGCGGCCCGAGGCCGCCUGCCCCUACCGCCUCACCUCCAACUCGACCACGUGUCGCAGCUUCCACUCGACCAACGCCCUGGUCGACCCCGCCGUCCACUGCCCGCACGUCGCUGUCGACAGCGCCAUGUGCCGCGACACCUGCCUGCCGGCCUGCGCCGACUGCCCGCCGCACGCGCACUGCACGGCCACCUACGCCAACGCCACCGCCGAGACCGCCGACUACGCCUGCGCCUGCGACGAUGGCUUCGUCGCGAUCGCGUCGUCGGUCAAUGGUGCCACUGAGUGCCGCCCGCGGACCUGCGCCAGCGAUGACCAGUGCCAUGCACCGUUCGGGCUGUGCGACGCCGCGACCGGGCGGUGCGGCUGCCAGCCAACCUUCGUAUGGGACUCGACCACCGGCUCCUGCGUGUGCCCGGCCGACUACGAGCUCACCUGGGACGUGCCGCGUGCCAACCCGUCGGGCCUCGGCGGCCCCGCGUGCCGGCCUCCCGGCGGCUGCCUGGCGCGCGAGCACUGCACUGCGCAGGAGUGGAACCAAGCGCAGUGCGCCGCGACGACGCCGGCCAACACGGUGAGCCCGUGGCUCGCCUGUCAGUGCAACCCGGGCUUCGUCGGCGGCUGGACCAGCGCGUGCGAGUGCCCGCACGGCCCCGAGCGCGCGCUGUGGUCGUCGCGGGUCGAGGGCGAGGUGUGCCUCGCACCGGGCCAGUGCACCGACGACUGGCACUGCGAGGGCGCCAGCACCACCGGCAAGGCCAAGUGCGAGCUCCCGCCCGGCAGCAUCACGGGCAAGUGCGCUUGA